Messenger RNA from Lathyrus oleraceus (garden pea), 1537 nucleotides. RefSeq lists its product as uncharacterized. NCBI's taxonomy places the organism in Eukaryota, Viridiplantae, Streptophyta, Magnoliopsida, Fabales, Fabaceae. The coding region runs from base 271 to 1347 and encodes 358 amino acids. The record is from RefSeq and is a predicted model, not a curated record. The transcript has 8 exons.
UGGUUCCGUAGACCAGCGCCUUAUCCAUUGGGCCAUGAAGUCUAAUUGUGAUAGAAAUUUAACACUUUACAUUACUAAACAAGACUAGUAGUUCACAAUAGCAGAUUCUUCAACUUUAACCAUGGCGUAGAAUUGUAUGUCAAGUGACCCGGUCAACCUACCUGCCCGACUUUCUGCUCUGCACCGGCAUAGUUUCCCCAACAAAGAACACACACCACCAUUACUUAGUAUCUUGUCUCUUUACCUUGUCGGAUAACAAUCAAACUAAAUAUGAAAAAGAAACAAUCUUUGCGAAACAAAGCCACCCACUUUGUAUCUCUCCUUCUCAACCCCAUCUCUGAUCCUGAUUCUCACCAACAUCCUCCAUCUUCUUCUUCUGAAGAAAUAGGUGAGCUUAAAAUAAGUGAUGAAGAGGGUAAUAAUAACAAUCAUGAUUUAGUUGAUGGACCUGAUACUUCGUCCUUCACUGCCUUUCUCUAUUCUUUUAUGUCUUCUUCAAACUCUAAAGAGAAUGCUAACUCAAAUGGACUGAAAAAUGAUGAUAAAGGUAAGAAUAGCCCUUUAACUGAUUCAUCUCUGAAGGAUAAUGGUGGGAGGAAAAGUUUGUUUUCUAGAAGUAAGCAAUCAGUUGGUAGUGCUAUUCGCCGAGCUGCCAGAAUCGGUGGAUUUCGCAAUCACAAUCGAAAGGAUAAUAAUGAUAAUGAUCUUGAAGUGAAACAUCAAGAUAUGAGGAAAGAAUCAUUGCCUGUGUCUUUGGAUGAUUUGCCACGAAUUUCUGAACCUUCAGUUCUUGUUUCCGAAAGUAUGAGGAAUGUUCUCUAUGCUUCUCUUCCACCUCUUAUGCAUGGAAGGAAAUGGUUGUUGCUAUACAGCACUUGGAGGAAUGGUAUAUCACUUUCGACUCUUUACCGUAGAAGCGCGAUAUGGCCUGGAUUGAGUUUGUUGGUUGUUGGAGAUAAAAAAGGAGCAGUAUUUGGAAGCUUGGUUGAAACACCUCUCAGACCAUCCAACAAGAGGAAAUACCAGGGAACAAACAGUACUUUUGUUUUCACAAAUAUCUCAGGUUAUCCUAUCAUAUAUAGUCCAACAGGCGUUAACCGUUAUUUCACACUUUGCAACACUGACUACCUAGCUAUUGGCGGAGGAGGUCAUUUUGCUCUUUAUCUAGACAGUGAUCUAUUGAAUGGCUCAAGUUCGGUAUCUGAAACUUUCGGGAAUCCUUGCCUUGCAAAUUCUCAGGACUUUGAAGUCAAGGAAGUAGAGUUAUGGGGCUUUGUACAGACUUCAAGAUAUGAAGAAGUGCUUGCAUUAAGCAGAACUGAGGCACCAGGGAUCUGUCGGUGGUGAACGACUCUGAACAUUUACGUAAAGAACAAUGUAGUGGCAACUGAGAAAGUUUCAUGUACAAUGUACUGAUAACUGAUAAAGUUUCAUGUUUCCAACUGUGUUUUAAUUAACAAACGUGUCUGUAAAUAUUUAUAAAGCCUGUAAAUUUUGCAAUAUUUAUACAGCCCUAUAAAUUUUGCAAUUUCAAUAA